AUGAUAAGAGGGACACCUGCCCACGGGUAUGCAGUUCUAGAUGCUUACAGUUAUAUGCUUCGGAAUGUAAAUGAAGGAAGCAAGACAUCGCUGAAAGUUGAUGACAAAGGGAGGUUCAAAUAUUUCUUUGUAUCCUAUGGAUCUUGGAUUAGGGGAUUUGUGCAUAUGAGAAAAGUGUUAGCCGUUGACGGGACAUUCUUAAAGGGGCCUUACGAGGGAGUUUUGCUAUCUGCUGUGGCACAAGAUACAGAAAAUCAUAUUUUUCCUGUUGCAUUUUGUGUACUAGAUAAGGAGUGUGAUGCUUCAUAUGAAUACUUUUUUGAGAAAUUGCUAGACAUAGUCCCCAAUACUACGGAGUUGUGCAUCAUUUCUGAUAGGCAUCCAAGCAUAGGAAAAAUGGUAUCAAAGAUUUACUCUGAAGUACACCACGGAUGUUGCACGAGGCAUCUUGCUGAAAAUGCAAGAAAAGAAUUUCAUUGUAGGGAUUUUCUUGGACAUUUUUAUCAUGCAACUAAAGCAUACCGUAGAGAUCUGUUCAAUGACCAUUUUGAAGAAAUCAAUAUAUCAAUGCACAAGUCGUCGAUUAUCUUGAGAAUGUUGGCUUUCAUAAAUGGAGUAGAGCAUACUUCCCAGGAAACAGGUAAACUAUCUUACUGGUUCAAAUUUAAAUAUUACAGGUCCACAACAAUUAUUGCAGUUGUUAAAACAACUGCAACAGUUGUUGGAACAACUUCAACAGUUGUUCUAGCAACUGUAGUAGUUGUGGGACAACUAAAGAGAUUUGUUCCAGUAACUGCAAUAGUUGUUGGGAGCCUGCAGUAUGAUGUGUUGACGUCAAACAUUGCUGAGUCUGUUAACUCAAUGUUUAAUAUAGAAAGAGAAUUCCCCAUUACUGCCCUAUUCGAUGCUAUAAGUAGGAGGUGGUCAGAAAUAUUUCAUGAGAGGCGGAUGUCAUACGUCAACUUAACAACUAUCUUUGUCCCAUCAGCUGAAAAGAAAAUAAUGACUAACAAGAAUUUGGGAAAUAAGUUAUUAGUCCAUCGAAUAGAUGAAGACAUGUUCACCAUUACUGGGGAAAGUGGGGUCUCAAUGAUUGAUCUACGAAGAAAAACAUGUUCGUGUCGAGAGUUUGACUUGGACAAAAUACCAUGUUCACAUGCUAUGGCAACGCUUAGAAGUAAAUUCGGAGAUGAAUAUGGAAAGAUGAUUUAUGAAUACUCUUCUUCGUAUUAUAAGGUAGAGUCAUACGUGCUUUUAUAUACAGACCCAAUUUUUCCAGUACCAGCUGAAGAAUUUUGGAAUGCUCCUCCGAAGAUUUUACAAAGACAAAUACCUCCACCUGAAAAGAAAACCAAACGGGGAAGGAAACGAAUGAAGCGGGUACCUGGAGUUGUGGAAGGAUUUUCAAAGAUGAAUUGUCGUACAACUAAAGCAAUUGCUGGGACAACUACUGCAGUUGUCGAACAACUGAUUGAGUUGGUGGAACAACUUCUUUGCCAAACAACUAUUGCAGUUCAUGGACAACUGUUGCAGUUGUGGGACAACUGUUGUAGUUGUCCUACAACUCCAGUAGCUGCUAUAGUUGUUGAAGAACUUUAA
This is a messenger RNA of Lycium barbarum (goji berry), 1599 nucleotides long. RefSeq lists its product as uncharacterized. The record is from RefSeq and is a predicted model, not a curated record. The coding region runs from base 1 to 1599 and encodes 532 amino acids. Gene Ontology annotation, molecular function: zinc ion binding. Lineage: Eukaryota; Viridiplantae; Streptophyta; Magnoliopsida; Solanales; Solanaceae. The transcript has 4 exons.